CUCCACACCAGUUCAAACCGUUCAUUUCACCAUUUUAUUUUUCCACAAUUUCUCCAGAAAACAAAAAUUAAAUAAGCAAAACGGAUGGCUCCGAUCUUGGCGGCGCGGCGGAGGGAAGGGGCGGGGGCGGAGGAGGAGCUGCGGAAGAGGUACGAGGAGAUGGAGAAGGAGCUGAGGAGCAGCCGGGAGAGGGAGGAGAAGAUGAGGAGGGAGCUGGAGAGGACGUGGGAGAGGCUGAGGGUGGCGGAGGAGGCGGAGGAGCGGCUGAGCUCUCAGCUUGGGGAGCUGGAGGCGGAGGCGGUGGACGACGCUCGGGCUUACCGGGCCCACAUUACGGCGUUGAUGAAUCAGCUAACGGCGGCCACCAAUCUCAUCCGGCCUUCUUCCGCCGUUUCCUCUUCCGUCAGGAUUAGUAGUAAUAAUCAUAAUAAUUGCCGCGAUUCAUUGUAGCUAACUGUAAUAAUUUGUGAUCGCAAGCAGCUUUUUUUUGUUCUCUUCUAAUAAUUUGUACAACCUAUUUGUUUA
Molecule: messenger RNA, 525 nt
Organism: Cuscuta campestris
Lineage: Eukaryota; Viridiplantae; Streptophyta; Magnoliopsida; Solanales; Convolvulaceae
Source: the annotation of a GenBank genome assembly